ACGCCAGUGACAUCGCUGAUCCUGGCAGUAUGCAAGACGCGUGUCAUGUAUGAACUUCGUAAUGGACUUCGCUCACCAUAGAGUCUCUGUGGGUCAGUGGUAGAGCAUCGGAGGUCUGAGGUUCGAUUCUUUGUCCCACGCUGGUGAUGGCACGAAAAACAUAAUUCUCAAACAAUGAUAAUGUUUAUAAAUAACAAAUAAUAACGAUAACAAUAACAAUGAUAACAACUGAAAGGUAGAGGAACAACGACAACAACACGAACGGUUUAAAAACGUAUCUGGAAGAGGAAUUCAUUAAAAUGUUUGUCGGAUGUCUACGUCUGUUUGCGGAAUAUGUGUAACUGCACACUCGUUACGAUAGAAAUACAUAAAAAAAAGUCCAAAUCAGGCUGAAAGAUUUAUCCGCUACUAGUAAAAGGGAAUUCGUCUAAUUGGCCGAGAUGCAUUUUCAUAUAACAAUGUAAUGUGAGAAGUACGGUUGACCGUUUUCAGUAAUUUUCCAAUGGCAGCAGAACAGGUUCUUGUCAAUCUUACCCGCCAGUACUCAAACAUAAAUCACAAAUAUAACAAAUACUGACCAAUCACUUGCUCAAUAGAAGAAAUCAAAACUAAGUGAUAUAUCCAAAACGCCAAAGUAAAUUUUGGUAUAAAAUGAAAUAACUCCGUAAACACAGCUGCCGGCAGAAACGUAACCCGCAUUAGAAACGGAGGGAGAUUUAUUUGCGUUGUAUGCGAUCAGUGGGAACAAAAUGCUGCAAGCUGUUGAGGUUUUUUAGUUUCAACAUUUUAUGCGUCUCCAUGCAGCAUUAAAAAAGAGAUUUUAUUGAAUUUUACGAUGGAAUUAUACCAUACCGUACAUGUUUUGUUCUUUUCUUUGAUGUUUUGUUUUCAUGCAGAGAACUAUAUCGCUGCUUUAUCGUUCCCCGGCAAAGACCCUUGUGACAGUGGCUGGCUAAAUUAUCAGACCAUAUGCAUCAAAUAUUUCCCAGAGAAAAGGACUUGGAGUGAGGCCAGAGAAACAUGCCGUGACUAUGAAGGAGAUCUGGUGACUAUACACGAUAGAAAAAAACAGACGUUUGUUUACAAAAAUGUUGCUGUAGACAGAACUCUAUGGAUCGGCCUUAUGAGAAAUGAAGAUAACGUGUUCCAGUGGGUUGAUGGCACAGAGCUUACAUUCACAAACUGGGUCACUAGAGCCCCCGACAAUUUGGAUGAGAAGUGUGGAGAAAUGACGAGUUAUUCCAGUUUUUACGGAAGAUGGAACGACAAUUGGUGCAGAAAACAACAAGCAUUUAUUUGCCAGACAGAAAUAAGGUACAACACCAUCUUCAGACGGUUACCGGGAAAAGAACUUCUUGGUCACGCGAUAAGCCAUCUCAAAGUAAGGAGUGACGUUGAAUGCAUGUUGCGAUGCCAAAGACAUCCCGGAUGUAAAUCGAUAAACUAUGUUCGCAGUAAUUCAGAGUCAGACGAGCAAAGAACAUGCGAGUUAAAUGAACAAGUAAAUGGAGCUUUGUCGGAAAUCCUUCAUGGAAAGGAGGAGUCUUGCCACUUUGUAGUCGUUUAAAGAUUUCUAAGAGGAAAAAGCCAUCAAGAAUACUGUAAACAAAUAUCACGUCAUGAUCUACGUGGCAAGAGAGAGUCACAAUAAUCAAAGUACAUCUAGAGUAGAGCAAUUUUCAAUUAACCAUCGAAAUCAAUUGGGAACUGCAUUCGUAUUGGUUUACUUCGCUCUGUGAUUGGUCGAGAAAACUCGUACCAUUCUCCCAACCAAUUAGAUGCAAAACUUACACCAAUCACCACUUGUUCGCCCACGUUUUCCCGCUCUUAAGGCGGUUUGUUUUAUCUUGCUCUGAGUUCUCAUUGGUUCAUUAGGGCAUUUUCCUUUAUUCCAGUUGGCCGUUGUAAAUACUUUGGUUUUGGUUUUGCGCGCGAAACUUAAAUGAAAGGGCUCUUCGGAUGAAUUUUGGGAGAGUCUGCUUAACCCAUAUCUUAAGGACAAUCGAAGCUUCACUUCCUCAUGAUAAAGUAAUAUAUGACUUACAAAUUUGCAUUUUAUAUACGUGCCGUGCAGAAAAUCGAUAACUAAAACGUGUACAUAAGCUUACUUGAAUACCUAUGAAUGUACAUAUUAGAUAGAUUGAUACAGAUAUUGUGAAUGGUGUUACACAAUCAAUAAACAGAAUGGUUU
This is a messenger RNA of Pocillopora damicornis (cauliflower coral), 2191 nucleotides long. RefSeq names its product C-type lectin lectoxin-Phi2. The record is from RefSeq and is a predicted model, not a curated record. Lineage: Eukaryota; Metazoa; Cnidaria; Anthozoa; Scleractinia; Pocilloporidae.